Messenger RNA from Suillus plorans, 455 nucleotides. RefSeq lists its product as uncharacterized. The transcript has a single exon. Bases 123 to 452 code for a protein of 109 amino acids. NCBI's taxonomy places the organism in Eukaryota, Fungi, Basidiomycota, Agaricomycetes, Boletales, Suillaceae. The record is from RefSeq and is a predicted model, not a curated record.
ACAACCCUUGGCAAAUUCUGCUUCAAGUUGCUCACUAAUCCCACCAUGUCUUCCAAUAGUGAUCAGGAAACUAUCUACACUCAUGCUACUGAAGCUCCUUUGAGGGAAUCACGCCAUUUGGUAUGUUCAUUCAGUGUGCCUAUAUAUCCUCGUUGACAUAUAAUAUGUAUGAACAGGAAAACCAGAUGAAUCAAGGUGAUGUAUCUGAUAACGACAACCAAGUGCUAAAGGAGAGGCUAAAAGUAGCUGAAAAGAUGUUGAGACUCAGGGAGGAUCAGGUCAUAGCACGAGAGGAAGGUCUGACAACGAUAGAAGAAGGUCUGAGGCUGCGUAAAGAGGAUUUAAUGUUUCGGGAAGAGGAUCUGAACAUUCGAGAAGAAGAAUUGAAGGUACGAGAAGAUCGUUUACUCAUGCGAGAGCAGGAACUUGAAGAAAGGAGUCGUAACGUAUGAAAG